AUGGAUGAAGAUGAGAAGAAGGACAUGUGUCCUAUCUGUAAAACAGAUAGAUAUCUCUCCCCAGAUAUGAAGUUUCUAAUCAAUCCAGAAUGUUACCAUAAGAUAUGUGAAUCGUGCGUGGAUCGUAUAUUCAGUCUUGGUCCAGCACAAUGUCCUUAUACAGGAUGUGAUAAGAUAUUGAGACGUAAUAAAUUUAAGACUCAAAUUUUUGACGAUGUAGGAGUUGAGAAAGAGGUAGACAUCAGGAAACGUGUAUUCAAUGUGUUCAACAAGACACUAGAGGAUUUUGAUUACAACCAAGAGGAAUACGACAAGUAUCUUGAGGAGGUCGAAGAUAUCAUUUAUAAUCUAGAUCAUGGGAUUGAUAUGGAGCAAACGGAGGAAAGAUUACGUACUUAUGAAGAGUUAAACAAACAGUUGAUCAUGGCCAACUUAGAGCGGAGCAAGCAAGAUAUUGCUAACUUCGAACAGAGACAGAAAUUCGAAAAGGAAAUGAAGCUCAAGAAAAGGAUGUUAGAAAAGCAGAUCGAAGACGAGGAGAGAGCGAAUAGAGAAUGGGCUAAAAGAGAGAUCGUAAAUCAACUUACUGUAAAUGACGAUGCCGAAGAGGUGAUAGAAAAUGUUAAGAAGACUGUCAAGCUUAAAAAGUCUUCUGCGAGAAGAAAGCUUGAAGAACUAAAUAAGGUAUUGAGAAACAAUCCUUACAUGACUAUGACUAAUGGUAGAAUGAAGAAGAAGGACAAUGUACCGUUCACUCCAUUCAACGGUGAUAGAGAUUUGCAUAAAAGAUACCAAUUGGAAGAGAAUGAAUAUAAUGAUUCAUUUAUCAGAGAAUUACAAAAGAAAAAAGAAUACAUAGCAUCCGGUUUCAGAGCAGACUUUGUAUACGAUAGAAUGUUAACAGAAGCCUUCAUGGGUCUCGGUUGUUUGAUUAAAGAAGAGCUACAAUCCUCUUAA
Messenger RNA from Kluyveromyces marxianus DMKU3-1042, 957 nucleotides. RefSeq names its product TFIIH/NER complex subunit TFB3 (gene TFB3). The transcript has a single exon. NCBI's taxonomy places the organism in Eukaryota, Fungi, Ascomycota, Saccharomycetes, Saccharomycetales, Saccharomycetaceae. Gene Ontology annotation, biological process: nucleotide-excision repair; regulation of transcription by RNA polymerase II; positive regulation of cyclin-dependent protein serine/threonine kinase activity. The coding region runs from base 1 to 957 and encodes 318 amino acids. Gene Ontology annotation, cellular component: transcription factor TFIIH holo complex. Gene Ontology annotation, molecular function: cyclin-dependent protein serine/threonine kinase activator activity. The record is from RefSeq and is a predicted model, not a curated record.